Molecule: messenger RNA, 3022 nt
Organism: Sphaeramia orbicularis (orbiculate cardinalfish)
Lineage: Eukaryota; Metazoa; Chordata; Actinopteri; Kurtiformes; Apogonidae
Gene: ncalda
Product: neurocalcin delta a
Exons: 7
Coding region: 329-910 (193 amino acids)
Biological process (GO): calcium-mediated signaling
Molecular function (GO): calcium ion binding; tubulin binding; actin binding
Source: RefSeq, a predicted model, not a curated record
UCGAUCUUUGCCUGCUGUGUUUACACAUUGACACUUGUUGGGCUCCAUGUGUCCGUUCACACUGACCGACUCACCGGCAAAUGAAGAAACCCCCUCUGGGAACACAUUUUGCACAUGAUACGGUGGACUCUUUUAAGGUGGACGGAUAAGGACAGAAUACCCGUCAGUUACCUGGAAAAGGGAGUGACCAGGCUGUGAUUAACUCACCUGGGCAUCACCACAGCCCACUGCCCACCUGAUCUGCCUGGCCGUGAAGUUUAUUGGACUGAAGAUUAUCCAGAGGUAGAGGCUAAAGCUCUGAGCCGACUGAUUGAAGGAUCCCACCGACAUGGGGAAGCAGAACAGCAAGCUCCGUCCUGAGGUGAUGCAGGACCUGCUGGAAAGCACCGACUUCACCGAGCACGAGAUCCAGGAGUGGUACAAGGGCUUCCUGAGGGACUGCCCCAGCGGGAAUCUGUCCAUGGAGGAGUUCAAGAAGAUCUACGGUAACUUCUUCCCUUACGGCGACGCGUCAAAAUUCGCCGAGCACGUCUUCCGCACGUUUGACGCUAACGGCGACGGGACAAUAGACUUCAGGGAGUUUAUCAUCGCGCUGAGCGUGACGUCACGUGGAAAGCUGGAGCAGAAGCUGAAAUGGGCCUUCAGCAUGUACGACCUGGACGGGAACGGGUACAUCAGUAAAGCUGAGAUGCUGGAGAUCGUACAGGCAAUCUACAAGAUGGUUUCCUCUGUGAUGAAAAUGCCUGAGGACGAGUCGACACCUGAGAAGAGGACAGAGAAGAUCUUCAGGCAGAUGGACACCAACCGAGACGGUAAACUGUCUCUGGAGGAGUUCAUCAAAGGUGCGAAGAGCGACCCCUCCAUCGUCCGCCUGUUGCAGUGCGACCCCAGCAGCGCCGGACAGUUCUAAACCUGAGGCAUCAACACAAACUUGCUUCUUUGGGUGACUCUGGAUGCCCUUAACCCUCCACUAUGGAGCAGACUGAUGAUGAAGAAUGACGAGCUGUUGAGGAUGAAGACGACAAGCCUUCAGUAUGAACUGAGGACUUCAAUGACGGGCACAUUAGCUAUAUUCUCCAGUCCCUAAACCCAGCCCCUUCACCCCCUUGAAAAAAACCUGAGCUGUUAAUAUAAACCCCUCCAUAAACCUGGACCUGAACACUUUCCCAAACAGGUUUCCAAACCCCGUGUGUUGUUCCUGACCCUCAGUCCUCCUAUAGGCAUGUCAGAGGAUGAAGAUGGUCCACAGUAGGUUGUAUAUACAGUAUCAACUGGAGUCUCUGUAUUAGUGUCUUUGCUUGGUUUCUGUGCCCGUUCGAGGGUUCAGCACAGAGCCUUUAUCACUCUUAUGUGUAUCAUAAACAGAGUGUGUGCAUGAGACGACUAGAGAGAGAGAAAGAGAUCACGGUGAAUAACUUUAAGGACAUACUGUAGGUGAGAUUUAAACGUUUAACCCUCAGACAGGACUUGUGAAGUUUCUCCUUCACUCAGAUCGAGUACUGCUUGUAGUUUCCUCUUUUCUACUGUGAGAAUGUGUAAGUGUGUUUGUGUAUUAAGAAAACUUGAUAGACUUGUUUUAUAUUUUGUGCUGGGACAAGAAAAUGUACAAUUAUGCUACUAUGCAUACGCGCCCUAAUAAGUAGUUUAAUUUUGUGACGUCUCACUAAUUUAAUAAGGAUGACGCAUCCCUUUAUCCAUCAUCUGUUCCAGUGGUUUUUCAUAUCAGUAUGAAUUAGACGGAAAUAAUUUCAGAGCGGCGGCAUGUGACUGCGCUCUAGCUAAAGGAAGGAAUAGAAAAGUAGUCUUUUUAAAAUAUUUCAGUACAGUGUAGAUAUGUUGACGUAAAGCGAUUCAGAUAGUCCAGGAUGCUAUGUUUCAGAACAAAUGUUGUGAAAUAAUAAACCUGUUUGUAAUUUAAGCUGUUGCAGGAUAUCAAGCAUGCAAAUCAGUUCCUUCUUUGAUUAUGUGAAGAACAAAUUCCCACUUCUUCAUGCUCACUUUUCGGUGUUUUUAAAAGCCGCAUGUUGAUUCAGUUGUUUGAACAGUUGGGUACAGGGGUGCAUAGACUUAAUAACACAUAUGCAUGUGACUAAUGGGCAUGUGUGUGUUUACAUAUGUUUAUGGAUAUCAGUGGCUACCGGCCGAUCGCCCAUCCAGCUCUGUGCUUGCUUCUGUAUGUUUGUUUUGUCAUUGUUAGUACAACCAGUGGUCAGUGUUAUUGACAGCGAAUGGACUGCCAAAGCUGACGGAGACUCAACAUGGAAGGAAGACAACCACCGCGCACAACAGCCUGUACACAAAAACCCACGUACCAGUCACAGCUGACAGCGCUUUUCUGUUUGAUUAAUUAAAUUGUGGUAUUUGUAGGGCCAAACAGCAUUUACAUAUAACAAAUGAUAAACUAGUGCACACAUGUAUUGGACUGAUCUCAUCUCCUCACCUUCUGUUUGUCAUUUUCAGAAAAUCCACAGAAAAUAUUUGUAAAGAGAAUAAAAAUCUCUCCCUGUGAGAUCAUUUUCAGAAGCCGGACCGGGACCAGUGAAACCUUCCCUUGAAUGUACCGAGCCCUCCAUGGGUCAAUCCAUUUUAUCACAUUGUUUUCCAAUUAGAAAAGCUUUGAAUGUUUUACUAAAUAACUACUGUUUUCUUUUGUAAAGAAAGAAAAAAAAAAAGAGAAGCAGACAAACAACUGAGAAUCACAACUACUGCAAUGAUAUUGUCACAAUAUGUUGCUUUUAUUGUAUUUUUAUGAUUUUUUAAAUCUGCGUCAGGUGUAACAUUUCUGUUAAACACAAAAUAGCAUCUUGUGGUUAAGUGCCAAAUAAAAACAAGAACAGUAUUGUAUAAAUUUAUACUGUACAAUUGUUAACUGUUGAACAAAAUGUUUGUAAUUGUUGCAUUUUGUAGGUUUUGUAUGGUAUCCUGUAUUUAGUGACUGCCGUUUUGGAACACAGGAUUCUGUCUUUUGGUCAACUUUAAAAGGCAAGAAUUAAAUUUACAAUUUAUCGUGUGCAAGCAUAAA